AUGGCUGCCAUUACCACAUUCUCCGCUCUCUCCAUCCCCAUCUCUCCUCCUCCUACGUCGUCUCCUCUACUCAACUCCCCUCCCUGUCUCUCCAGAUUCUCAAACUUGUCUCCGUUUCCCUCACUCUCCACCUCUCGCCGGAGAAAGAUUCUAACGUGCUCUUCUUUUAGAGAAGGAGAUGAAACGGUUGAAGAAGAAACCAGAGGUGGUGGUGAGGAGAGUAAAGAGACUCUGAUGUUAUCAGUCUCUCCUCUGCCUCUCCUCCUCGUUGCUUCUCUCCCUGGAGCUGGAACUGUAAGAUCUGUUAUUGGACCCUUUGUGGAGAUUGUGAAGUCAUUGGAUCUACCUGAUUGGCUUGUGCACUGGGGUCAUCCUGGGAACAUGGCAGUGGUUCUUUUUGCUAUGGGUGGAUAUGGAACAUACUUAGGCUUCAGGAUUCGUUAUUCAGAUGACAUUGAGGAGAAGGCAAAGGCGAAAGACCUGCAUCCGAAGCUUCUAGCAGGAAUGUUUUUCUUCUUCGCCCUUGGAGCCACUGGUGGUAUCACAUCCCUCCUUACUUCAGACAAACCCAUCUUCGAAAGCCCACACGCUGUCACAGGAUUCAUAGGUCUUGCUCUCUUGACGAUUCAAACAGUCUUACCAACAUUGUUCAAGGACAAGCCUGAGCUGAGGGGAGUUCAUGGGAUCCUGGGGAGUGGGAUAAUGGCGCUUUUUCUAGUCCAUGCUGCUUUUGGACUUCAGCUCGGUCUCAGUUACUGA
Molecule: messenger RNA, 759 nt
Organism: Eruca vesicaria subsp. sativa (arugula)
Lineage: Eukaryota; Viridiplantae; Streptophyta; Magnoliopsida; Brassicales; Brassicaceae
Source: the annotation of a GenBank genome assembly